Molecule: messenger RNA, 695 nt
Organism: Eutrema salsugineum
Lineage: Eukaryota; Viridiplantae; Streptophyta; Magnoliopsida; Brassicales; Brassicaceae
Product: cytochrome B5-like protein
Exons: 1
Coding region: 140-505 (121 amino acids)
Cellular component (GO): intracellular membrane-bounded organelle; membrane
Molecular function (GO): heme binding
Source: RefSeq, a predicted model, not a curated record
UAUAGGAGAAACCCUACCAUUCAAUCAUUUGGGUCAGCUUAGCUCGAUCUAAUCCACCAUUCUCUCCAGUUGUAAAACAAAAGAAACUCAGUUUCAUCCUCUGUGGAAACCCAAUUCGCUUACUCGAGUAGAGAAGAAGAUGAUAGCUGUGAUUGGAUUGCUUCUGGGUUUUCUAGUUUCAGCAUUGUUCUUAAUCCAAGGUAAGCGAAGAGGAUCAAAAGGUGAUCAGGAGAAGAAGCGAUCCAGUAAUGAGCCUGUAGAUGUACAGAAGCCUAAAUGUUACAGCAAGAGUGAAGUCGCAUUACAUAACAAAAGAGACGAUUGUUGGAUUAUAAUCAAAGAUAAGGUCUAUGAUGUUACUUCUUAUGUUGAAGAGCAUCCUGGUGGUGACGCCAUUCUAGAUCAUGCUGGUGAUGAUUCUACUGAUGGGUUUUUCGGACCGCAACACGCCACUCGUGUUUUCGACAUGAUCGAGGAUUUCUACAUCGGAGAACUUCGUCAGUGAGAAAAAAAAAGAUUUUUGUUGUUCUUUUUUUGAUUGAAGAUUUGAGAUUGUGGAAUCUUUUGUGCUGUGUUUGUUUGUCUAUUUGUCUUUUACUAGUUUAACGCUUUUUCUUUCAUUGUAAUGCUGAAAGGUUCUUCCUUUACUGUGUUAAUUUUGAUUAGUUUCAACUUCAGAGUUUUUGCUUCUUUUA